AUGGAUUUCUUAAGUUGUAUAGUACUCCUUUCUCUGUGCUCUCUCUCCUGGUUCUUAAUCCAAGCCCUCCAGAGAAGAACCAGAGUUAGGCUUCCACCAGGACCAAAGCCAUUUCCAUUGAUUGGUAAUCUUUUCGAACUUGGAGACAAACCUCAUCUCUCUUUGACCAAGCUUUCACAACACUAUGGCCCCAUAAUGUCUUUGAAACUAGGCCAACUAACCACUAUUGUAGUUUCUUCAUCAACCAUGGCCAAAGAAAUCCUUCAAACCCAUGACCAAUUGUUUUGCAACCGAACAAUCCCAGAUGGGGUGCGAGUAGUAGCAGACAACUUGAUCUGGAUGCCAAUAUCACCAAGGUGGAGAAAGCUUCGCAAAAUAUGCAGCUCCCAAUUGUUUGCCACCAAAGUUCUUGAUGCCAAACAUGAGACUCGGCAAGUGAAAGUGCAAGAGCUCAUAGAUAGUGUCAAUGAGAGCAUGGUACAUGGUGUGGCAGUAGAUAUUAGAGAGGCUGCUUUUAAAACUACCCUCAAUUUGCUGUCAAGGACUAUUUUCUCUUUCGAUUUGGCUACUACUGAAAGUAGUAGUAGUGAGAUGGCCAGAGAGUACAAGGAGAUCGUUUGGGGCGUAAUGGAAGAGGCUGGGAAACCAAAUUUGGCGGACUAUUUUCCUGUGCUUAGGAAGCUUGACCCGCAAGGCAUAAGGCGGCGUUUUACGAAUUACUACAACAGGAUGUUAGGCUUCAUGGAAUAUGUGAUUGAUCAAAGGUUGGAAUCUAGAAAAGGAGAUGAUUAUGUCACAAAUAACGAUAUGUUAGAUACUCUUAUAAGCAUCAGUGAAGAGAAAAAUGAGGAGGAUAUGAACAAUCCCCAAGUUAUUGAGAACUUGUUUAUGGCUCUAUUGACUGCGGGCACAGAUACAACUUCAAUCACAUUGGAAUGGGCAAUGGCUGAGCUACUACAUAACCCAGAAAGCCUCUCAAAAGCUCAAGAUGAGCUGGAUAGUGUGUUUGGGAAGGGAAAAUUAAUUGAGGAGUCGGAAAUUACUCAACUACCUUACUUGCAAGCAAUAAUCAAAGAAACAUUCCGGUUACACCCAACAGUCCCAUUUCUAGUGCCACGAAAAGCAGAAUCAGAUGUAGAAAUCGGAGGAUACAUUGUCCCAAAGAAUGCACAAGUUCUAGUCAAUUCUUGGGCCAUAGGCAGAGACCCUAGCAUUUGGGACAACCCAAACUCUUUUAUGCCGGAGAGGUUCUUAGGAUUGGAGAACCAAAUUGAUGUUAUGGGAAGAAACUUUGAUCUUAUUCCAUUUGGUGGUGGGAGAAGAAUAUGUCCUGGACUGCCGCUGGCAAUGAAAAUGUUACACUUGACGUUGGGUUCACUCAUUAACUGCUUCAAUUGGAAACUUGAAGAUGGAGUUGUAUCUGAGACUAUAAACAUGGAAGACAAGUUUGGCCUCACUUUACAAAUGGCUCAGCCACUUCGAGCUGUGCCAAUAAGUUAUAAUUGA
Messenger RNA from Rosa chinensis, 1506 nucleotides. RefSeq names its product geraniol 8-hydroxylase. Lineage: Eukaryota; Viridiplantae; Streptophyta; Magnoliopsida; Rosales; Rosaceae. The record is from RefSeq and is a predicted model, not a curated record. Gene Ontology annotation, molecular function: oxidoreductase activity, acting on paired donors, with incorporation or reduction of molecular oxygen; monooxygenase activity; iron ion binding. Bases 1 to 1506 code for a protein of 501 amino acids. The transcript has 2 exons.